AAAUUAAGUCAAGUAAAAAUUUCCAAAGCCGACAUAGCUUAGAAUGAUGAACCCUAGUUUGCAAAAGAGAAGGGUUUUGAGUUUCGCUUGGUUCUUGUGAGAACUUGAGAGAGACUGAGUUUGAGAGGGGGUGAGUUUGAAUCUAGUGCGAGAGUUGAAAACGAGAAGCCUAGUAGUUCCUGCGGGUUUGAAAACGAAAAGUGAAAGUGAAAGAGUUGAUUCAGUGGUCGCUGGAAGAUGAACAGAAAAAUUCAUAUUCGUUUACACGUUGGAGGAUACUGGGCAGCAGAUGGAACAUACAAUGGUGGUGGAACAAGAUGUUGUAGGAUUGAUUUUGUGGAAUCAACUUUCGGAAUGCUUAAAAGUAUGAUCGCAAGUGGCGGCUUUCCAGAGAACAUGGAUAAAUUCUCUUAUUUCCAGUCUGGAAUAGUAGAUCAGAGUAGGAAGGAUGUAUGUUGUGAUACAGAUGUGGUGGAGAUGGUGAACACCACAACUGAACUGUAAAGCAUAAAUAUUUUUGUUGUAAGAGGUGAUGAUCCUUAUCUCGAUGAUGUUCUUAUUGGAGGAGAUAAAGAGGAAGAAGAACCGAAGAGUGAUGAUGAAUGGACUGACUUUUACAAGGAUGAUUAUGUUGAAAGUGAAGACUCAGAUGAUGAUGAAGGCAAAGUUGAGUUUCUAGUUGGCCAAGAAUUUAUUUCACAAGCUAAAUGUACAGAGACAAUAGAAAAGUAUUCAGUGAAAGAGAGGGUCAAUAUCCGUUUUCAGAGAUCAGAGAGGAAGAAAGUAGCAGCAGAGUGUGUAGCUGAUGGAUGCUCAUGAAGGCUAUAUGCAUCGAUCAAUAGUAGAUCACCUAAUAUGGUUGUUAGAUCAUACAAAGGAACUCAUUCUUGCUACCCUACAGGAACUGUUACUCUCUACACUGCUCCAAAGAUAGCUGUUGAUUUUCUAAACGAGUGUAGGACAAACCCGAACCUUAAAGCUGACCAGAUAAUGCAGCGGUUGGCUCUUAAAGGUCUUCGUGUUCCUAAGACAAAAUGUCAGAGUGCAAGGCAAAUGAUGUUGCACAUAUCAGUGAUGAGUAUGUUGAGCAGUUUACAAGGAUGUAUGACUAUGUCGAAGAACUCAAGAAGACAAAUCCUGGCUCGACAGUAAUAUUAGGUACAAAAGAGAGAAUUUUUGAGACGUUUUAUACUUGUUUCGAGUCUCAAAAAGUUGGUUGGAAGAGUGCUUGUCGGCGUAUCAUUCACUUGGAUGGAACAUUCUUAAAAGGGCGAAUGAAAGGGCAAUUAUUGACUGCAGUAGGAAGGGAUCCAAAUGACCAAAUGUUCAUCAUUGCUUGGGCUCUUGUUCCUGUGGAAAACAAGGUGUAUUGGGAGUGGUUCAUGGAGUUACUGCGAGAAUAAUUAGGUUUAGAUCUUGGAAAUGGAUUAGCAUUAUCUUCAGACCAGCAAAAAGGUUUGAUACAUGCCAUCAAAAACGUGCUUCCUUAUGCGGAGCAUAGAAUGUGUGCGAGGCAUAUCUUUGCCAACUUGAAGAAAAGGCACGGCUCAGCUGAUCCUCUACAUAAGCUAUUUUGGAAGUGUGCAAGAGCUUACAAUAAGCAUGUCUUUGAGAAAAAUCUAGAGAAGAUGAAAACCGUUAAAAUUGAUGCUUAUGAGCAAGUGAAAAAGAGCGUGAAUUCAAACUGGUCUAGGUAUGUAUGUUCUCUUAAUAAUAUAUGUAUAUUUUGGCUAGUUUUGUAUCUUUUGGCGGUAAUGCAUCUUGUCAUUGUUGUUUUGCAAGGCAUUUUUCAGUGACGUUACAAAGUCGCCAGCUGUUGAAAACAAUAUUAGCGAGUCUUACAAUGCUAUCUUGAAACAAGCUCGUCGAAAACCAAUCAUUGCAUUGCUUGAAGACAUUAGGAGGCAUAUUAUGUCAAGCAACAAUGUGAAGAUCAAUGAGAUGAAUAAUGCUAAAGGCUUGAUCACACCAAAAGCGUUAGCUAUCAUAGAAAAGCGCAAGAGGAGUCUGAAGUGGUGUCAUCCAUAUCCAAAUGGCAGAGGCAUCUACGAGGUUGAUCAUGGAAGAAACAAGUAUGUUGUGCGAGUAAGAGACUGUGUUUCCUGCACUUGUCGGGCCUAUGACGUAAGUGGCAUUCCUUACUGCCACAUAAUGUCUGCAAUGUACGAUGUAUUCAAAGACACAAAGUUGUCAGAGACCGUGGUAUCGGAUUGGUAUUCUAUUGAGAAGUGGAAGCUCUGUUACAGAUCACUUAUUUUUCCUGUCAAUGGCAUGGAGUUAUGGGAUAAACAUUAUGAUGUAGUUGUCAUGCCUCCUCCUGAUAGAAUCAUGCCGGGCAGACCAAAAAAGAAUGACAGAAUCCGUGAUCCGAGUGAAAAAGACCGUUGUAAAGCAAGUCAAAUCCAAAAUGAAAACCUUGAGCCAACAGAAAAGAUUAUUGUGAAAUGUUCUAAUUGUGGAGCUCCCGGACAUAACAAAAGAACGUGCAAGGAAGCACCAGUCAAUCCGCCUAACCCACCAAAACCAGCUCCGGAAUUUCCUUCCUUUCAUGCCAACGUUAUAAUGACAUGUAGUAACUGUUGUCAAACUGGACACAACAAGCGAAAAUGUAAAGUAGCCUCGGUGUCUAAGCCCCCUAACAUGCCACAAGGAAGACCAUCCAAGAAACCGAAGACUUCAAUGCCAUCUACUGAAGUCGGCCCUACUGGAGAGACUUUAUAAAUUAGCUGAUUUGAUGUUAGGAUUAUCUCAGCUUAAGGUCACUAUGUUUUGAUGUUUCAUUUUUCACGGCUUAAGGUGUUAUAUCCUUCUUUUGGUGUUUUAAAUUACCUCUGGUUAAGGUCAUACGAACCAUGUUACUCUUCUUCCCAACUCAUCAAAUGUUUACAUUUUAUUCAGCAAAGUAAACGAAUAAUAUAUAUCUA
Brassica napus (rape) is the source of this 2924-nucleotide messenger RNA. RefSeq lists its product as uncharacterized. The record is from RefSeq and is a predicted model, not a curated record. NCBI's taxonomy places the organism in Eukaryota, Viridiplantae, Streptophyta, Magnoliopsida, Brassicales, Brassicaceae. The transcript is spliced from 4 exons. The coding region runs from base 1912 to 2721 and encodes 269 amino acids. Gene Ontology annotation, molecular function: zinc ion binding; nucleic acid binding.